This is a messenger RNA of Saccostrea echinata, 1908 nucleotides long. Its product is annotated as mucin-2-like. NCBI's taxonomy places the organism in Eukaryota, Metazoa, Mollusca, Bivalvia, Ostreida, Ostreidae. The annotation marks the transcript as partial. The transcript has 3 exons. The record is from RefSeq and is a predicted model, not a curated record.
AUGUCAGCGGACAUGUACAACAGGGGUUUGCAUCAUAGUAUUGGUACUAUUAAUUACAGGAAUAAACACAUCGACAAGGAUAUCAUUCAAUCAAGGGGAAAAGUUUUCAGCACAACUACUGAAACUCCAACCACUACAACAACCACUGAGGCACCAACAACUACCACUACAGAAGCCUUGACCACUACUACUGAAGCACCAACAACUACCACAACUACUGAAACUCCAACCACUACAACAACUACACAGGCACCAACAACUACCACUACAGAAACCUUGACCACUACUACUGAAGCACCAACAACUACCACAACUACUGAAACUCCAACCACUACAACAACUACACAGGCACCAACAACUACCACUACAGAAGCCUUGACCACUACUACUGAAGCACCAACAACUACCACAACUACUGAAACUCCAACCACUACAACAACUACACAGGCACCAACAACUACCACUACAGAAGCCUUGACCACUACUACUGAAGCACCAACAACUACCACAACUACUGAAACUCCAACCACUGCAACAACUACACAGGCACCAACAACUACCACUACAGAAGCCUUGACCACUACUACUGAAGCACCAACAACUACCACAACUACUGAAACUCCAACCACUACAACAACUACUGAGGCACCAACAACUACCACUACAGAAGCCUUGACCACUACUACUGAAGCACCAACAACUACCACAACUACUGAAACUCCAACCACUACAACAACUACACAGGCACCAACAACUACCCCAACAACUACCACAACUACUGAAACUCCAACCACUACAACAACCACUGAGGCACCAACAACUACCACUACAGAAGCCUUGACCACUACUACUGAAGCACCAACAACUACCACAACUACUGAAACUCCAAGCACUACAACAACUACACAGGCACCAACAACUACCACUACAGAAGCCUUGACCACUACUACUGAAGCACCAACAACUACCACAACUACUGAAACUCCAACCACUACAACAACCACUGAGGCACCAACAACUACCACUACAGAAGCCUUGACCACUACUACUGAAGCACCAACAACUACCACAACUACUGAAACUCCAACCACUACAACAACCACUGAGGCACCAACAACUACCACUACAGAAGCCUUGACCACUACUACUGAAGCACCAACAACUACCACAACUACUGAAACUCCAACCACUACAACAACUACACAGGCACCAACAACUACCACUACAGAAGCCUUGACCACUACUGCUGAAGCACCAACAACUACCACAACUACUGAAACUCCAACCACUACAACAACUACACAGGCACCAACAACUACCACUACAGAAGCCUUGACCACUACUACUGAAGCACCAACAACUACCACAACUACUGAAACUCCAACCACUACAACAACUACACAGGCACCAACAACUACCACUACAGAAGCCUUGACCACUACUACUGAAGCACCAACAACUACCACAACUACUGAAACUCCAACCACUACAACAACCACUGAGGAACCAACAACUACCACUACAGAAGCCUUGACCACUACUGCUGAAGCACCAACAACUACCACAACUACUGAAACUCCAACCACUACAACAACUACACAGGCACCAACAACUACCACUACAGAAGCCUUGACCACUACUACUGAAGCACCAACAACUACCACAACUACUGAAACUCCAACCACUACAACAACCACUGAGGCACCAACAACUACCACUACAGAAGCCUUGACCACUACUACUGAAGCACCAACAACUACCACAACUACUGAAACUCCAACCACUACAACAACCACUGAGGAACCAACAACUACCACUACAGAAGCCUUGACCACUACUGCUGAAGCACCAACAACUACCACAACUACUGAAACUCCAACCACUACAACAACUACACAGGCACCAACA